Macadamia integrifolia is the source of this 3378-nucleotide messenger RNA. Its product is annotated as coronatine-insensitive protein 1. Gene Ontology annotation, cellular component: SCF ubiquitin ligase complex. The record is from RefSeq and is a predicted model, not a curated record. Gene Ontology annotation, biological process: SCF-dependent proteasomal ubiquitin-dependent protein catabolic process. The transcript is spliced from 3 exons. Bases 741 to 2516 code for a protein of 591 amino acids. NCBI's taxonomy places the organism in Eukaryota, Viridiplantae, Streptophyta, Magnoliopsida, Proteales, Proteaceae.
UUGGAUCUGUUGCCGGUCUUGCAAUAGCUGCCGUCUGAUAAAUCUUGAUUUUGAUCCUGGUCCGAGGUUUUUGAACUUCUGGAACUCACUCCAUUGAUGGUAGAUGGCUACUAUUAGAUUCGAUUGGUGGCAGAGCCGUUGGCUCUGUUUCGUCUCUUGAGUCUUAAAGGAGCAUUACCAGGGGAAAAGCAUGGCCCUGAGGUUUCUUUAAUGGUGGAUCCACUCGAUCUGGUCAGUUGCUGCUGUGGAUUUACUUUUAUUUUCAGCUAUUCGUUUGUGUGGAGGUGCCUGUAGCUUUCGGUUGCAGAUUUGAAGCUUCAUUUAAUGGCCGAUCGGUCGGUUUCCAUGUUAGAAGUUUUUUAUACGGUUGUAAAAUCGACAGCAGAUUGGCUUGGCGGUUAGGGUUACGUGUUGGAUAGUUGUGGACCUUUCUGGCGUUACGGAAGUUUUUACUGCGCAUACGCGCCUAUUGGCAGCCUAUAUCCUAGUGGACAAGUUGCUAAUUCGCUUCUGCUGUUUCAUGUACUGGGCGAUUUUAAUUUCCGGAAAAUGGAGAUUUGGAGCUUUUCCGAUCGGGUUUUGGCAUUUCCGAUUGAUUGGUUCUUUGUCGCAGCUUAAAUAGUCGGUUCAGGGUUUUUGUUUUUGUUUUUUGGGGUUUUUCAAAGAUAUUAAACCACAGGUUUUCUGCUUAUUUUCAAUUUUCUUUACGGCGAUAUCACCUUUGGAGCAAGGUUUAAGCCAUGGCGAACCGGAAUCUUAACAGAAUGAUGAGCUUUGGCAUAUCUGAUUUAGCUCUAGAGCGCGUUAUGGCAUACAUCCAUGAUCCUCGUGACCGUGAUGCUGUUUCUCUGGUUUGCCGUAAAUGGUAUGAGAUCGAUGCUUUGACACGGAAGCAUAUUACUAUAGCUCUUUGUUACACAACUAGUCCGGAGCUUCUCACACGAAGGUUUCGGCGUCUCGAGUCUCUGAACCUGAAGGGAAAACCUAGGGCUGCAAUGUUUAAUCUCAUUCCUGAGGAUUGGGGAGGAUAUGCUGGUCCAUGGAUCAAUGAAAUCGCUGAGUCUUUUAAUUGUUUGAAGUCGCUUCAUUUUAGGCGAAUGAUUGUUACAGAUGCGGAUCUGGAGCUUCUUGCUCGAUCUCGUGGUCACACGCUCCAGGUGCUCAAACUUGAUAAGUGUUCUGGAUUCUCUACGGAUGGCCUUCUGCAUGUUACGCGCCACUGCAGAUGUCUAAGAACGUUGUUUUUGGAAGAGAGCAUUUUAGAGGAGAAAGAUGGUCAAUGGCUCCACGAGCUUGCUCUAAGCAACACAGUUCUCGAGACUUUAAACUUCUAUAUUACAGAGCUCAGUAAAGUCAGUAUCAGAGACCUUGAUUUAAUAGCUAGAAACUGCCGCUCCUUGGUGUCUAUAAAAAUCAGUGAUUGUGAGAUCUUAGAUCUCGUUGGUUUUUUCCGUGCUGCGGCUGCAUUAGAGGAGUUUGGUGGGGGUAGUUUCAAUGACAGCCCAGAGAAGUACGCUGGCAUCACAUUCCCUCCUAGAUUAUGUCGCUUGGGUCUAAGCUACAUGGGAAGAAACGAGAUGCCCAUAAUAUUCCCAUUUGCAUCUCAACUCAGGAAGCUGGAUCUCCUAUAUGUCAUGCUUGAUACAGAGGACCACUGUCAGUUGAUUCAGCAAUGUGCCAAUUUAGAAAUUCUUGAGGCAAGAAAUGUCAUUGGAGAUAGAGGCUUAGAAGUUCUUGCUCAGAGGUGCAAGAGAUUAAAAAGGCUUAGAAUUGAGCGAGGUGCAGAUGAACCAGGAAUGGAGGAUGAACAAGGUGUAGUUUCACAGAGAGGAUUAUCUGCGUUAGCACAGGGCUGCAUUGAACUUGAAUACCUGGCUAUUUAUGUGUCUGAUAUAACCAAUGCUUCCUUGGAAUCUGUUGGUACAUACCUCAAAAACCUCUCUGACUUCCGUUUGGUAUUGCUUGACAAUGAAGAAAGGAUUGCAGAUUUGCCACUCGACAAUGGAGUCCAAGCUUUGUUGAGAGGUUGUGAGAAGCUUAGGAGGUUUGCCCUCUAUCUACGAGCUGGAGGUUUGACUGAUGUUGGUCUUGGUUAUAUAGGGCAGUACAGCCAUAAUGUGAGGUGGAUGCUUCUGGGUUACGUUGGAGAAUCUGACAGAGGUCUUUUGGAGUUCUCGAGAGGCUGUCCUAAUCUGCAGAAGCUUGAAAUGAGGGGUUGUUGCUUCAGCGAACGUGCACUGGCUCUUGCUGUAAUGCAGCUGACGUCACUGAGGUACUUGUGGGUGCAGGGUUAUCGGAAAUCUGAAACAGGUAGGGACCUCUUGGCCAUGGGUCGCCCCUUCUGGAACAUUGAAUUAAUUCCUCCUAGACAAGUUGUUAAUGUUAAUGAUGAUGGGAGUGAAAUAGUCAGUGAGCAUCCACCCCACAUUCUUGCUUACUAUUCCCUUGUUGGGAGGAGAAAUGACUAUCCUGCAACUGUCAUCCCACUGGAGCCAUCUACCAUGAUCAAUACAUGAAACUGUGAACAUCUUCUCCAGAUUUUGUCUCUUGCACCAUUCACAUGCGCUUUCAGGUGCCCUGUCCAUAUAUCUUCCAUGUAUUGUUUCCCAUCCUUGCAAAGCCCCCUCUCCUGUAAUAAGUUUGUGCUAUACAUUACUCUGAAAGAGCUUGCAGUCGUGUGAAAUACUGGCGCCACAAUUCUUGCCCCCGCCCCUGCUAUUUUUCCCAGUCCUUCGUCGUUGCUGCUGUUGGUUGAUAUGAGAUAAUUCUGUUUUUCAGUUAACAAGGAAAAAUUCUGGAACUUACAAAUUGAUCUGAUGAGAAGAUUACAGGGGUUGUACUUGAUUUGCUUUUGUAGCUUUUUGGAGUACCUCAGGAUAGAGAAUGAAACAUCAGCUGGUAGAUGAGAGUGUGAGUGACUUCACAUUAGAUUUGUUUUGUAGCCAUGAUCAUGAAUCAGAAGCAUCCAUAUGGAGUGAACCAUUUCUUCGAUGGUUGCGGGUACAGACUGGAGGAGGAUUAAGUCGAUGUUUACGGUGCAUCUAUGUGGUUUGUCUGCAUCAUGUUGAUGGUUAACCCAUAUCUUACAUUCUCAUUCUUCUUUCUUCUUGGCUGGUAACUUCCCCAGUGCAGUGGGAUCGAACGAAGGAUGGUGGCAUUUUUAUUUUUAUUUUUAGAAGGGUAUUCCAAUCUUUUAAUGGGGAAUGAAGAAUACUGAAAAUCUUUGUUAGUAGGUGGAAUGUAUUGUUGAAAUAUUCUCUUGUUCGACACUCUACAUUUUGUUUUGGCUUAGUGAACAGAUCCUGUCUAUGAUCGAUGGAUAAAUGCUACUCGAAACCAUGCUCAUAGUGGCUGGUAUUGAGAUUUCUUUGUGAUUCA